Molecule: messenger RNA, 1053 nt
Organism: Spodoptera frugiperda (fall armyworm)
Lineage: Eukaryota; Metazoa; Arthropoda; Insecta; Lepidoptera; Noctuidae
Exons: 6
Coding region: 122-982 (286 amino acids)
Source: RefSeq, a predicted model, not a curated record
UAUCUUUUGAAAUGUGACAUUGAUAGUUUAAUAUUAUGAUGUGCACGUAAAUUAUCUAUACAUUUUCAGACAUAAUGUUAAUAAUGCAAAUAAAUCCACUUUUGGACUACAGACACCCGCGAUGAAGCUGCCGUUUAACCAAGUUUUGGCUCCUAUGUUAAAACCUCACCUUGGACAAACCAGGCUGUUCUGUCACCAUCCUACAUUCUGCAUGAGUAUAUUGUACACAUACUCGUAUGGCGUACUGGGUUUUUUGAUAAGUGCAAAUCAUUUGAGGAAGCACUUAGGUGAGCUCCCUCCAUCAUGUUCAUCGGACACUGCAGUAAGAGAUGACAGCAACUUCAUGUUGCUCCAUGACUUAAAGAUCAUUGCGACGUCAAUGGGACUAGUGCAGUACGCCUGUCUGUUAGUAGGAUGUUUCACUUUGAAUCACGUCGGCACUGAGCAUUCGGACGGCAUUAAAAUAAAAUUGCGAGCAUUGUUGGUAGCGCUUCUUGGGGUGUCCAUGUCGGCAUGCGCUUUCGCGUCCCAACCCGUCGAACUAGAGUUGGACGAUGACGAUGUCGCACAGAAACUUAACAACGUCAGCUUUGCUAGACGGAUUACCAAGCCAACAAUUCGACUAGUGAUGGGUUACGGGAAACUCAGUGCGUUCGUCACCGCAACAACCUCACUGCUUUUACUGGUAGCUGUAAUGUCUAAACAAUCGUGGUGGCGUCGUGGAGCUCGGUGGCUGGCUGCCCCAGCGCUGCUGGUUGCUGCAUUAGAGACUGCGUCGGACGCCAGCGAUGCCAUGCUGGCUGCCGUGCUGCGUGGCUCCGCCGAACCAGCGCGGGUCGCCAUACAAACUGCCGCCGCUGCUCUGCUCAUCACCGUUGAAAUACUAGUAUGGUAUUUUAUUGCGAAAUUUUUUGAGUAUAACCCUCCAGCGACAGCCGAGGAACGUGAGAAAGAGAAUCUUAUGAGAGCAAUGCCACAAUAAAUAAUAGGUACUCUUACAGAAACAAAACUACAGCUCUACUUUUGUACAAAUAAAACAAUUUUGUGAAAAUA